Miniopterus natalensis is the source of this 1920-nucleotide messenger RNA. The record is from RefSeq and is a predicted model, not a curated record. Lineage: Eukaryota; Metazoa; Chordata; Mammalia; Chiroptera; Miniopteridae.
CACAGCUCCUCAGCAUGUCCUUGCCGGCACAGUGCCGGCCCUCAGAGGGGAAGAGGCUCCUGGCCCCAUUGUCCCCCAACCAAUCUGUCCCUGUGGCUGUCCCUGGCCUGGACACAGGGUGGGAUGGGCUGGAGAGGGGGAGUGGGGGCAAAGGGCACGGCCCCUCCCUCACCCCUGAGGUGACCCCCCACCCCUACCCCUAGUACGGCAUUGUCCUGGAUGCUGGCUCUUCCCACACAUCCAUGUUUGUCUACAAGUGGCCGGCGGACAAGGAGAAUGACACUGGCAUCGUGGGCCAGCACAGCUCCUGUGAUGUGCGCGGUGGGGGCAUCUCCAGCUAUGCAGACAACCCCCCUGGGGCGGGCCAGAGUCUUGUCGAAUGCCUGGACCAGGCACUCCGGGACGUGCCCAAGGAGAGACAUGCGGGCACGCCCCUCUACCUGGGAGCCACAGCAGGCAUGCGUCUGCUCAAUCUGACCAGUCCAGAGGCCUCGGCCAAUGUGCUCACAGCUGUGACGCGGACGCUGACCCAGUACCCCUUUGACUUCCGUGGUGCCCGCAUCCUCUCAGGCCAGGAUGAGGGGGUGUUUGGCUGGGUGACUGCCAACUACCUGCUGGAGAACUUCAUCAAGUAUGGCUGGGCAGGCCGGUGGUUCCGGCCAAGGAAGGGAACACUGGGGGCCAUGGACCUGGGAGGCGCCUCCACACAGAUCACCUUUGAGGAGGCCAGCCCGGCUGAGGACCCGGCUAACGAGGUCCAGCUGCGUCUCUACGGCCAGCAGUACCGAGUCUACACCCACAGCUUCCUCUGCUAUGGCCGUGACCAGGUUCUCCAGAGGCUGCUGGCCAGUGCACUCCAGACCUACAGCCACUCCUUCCACCCCUGCUGGCCGAGGGGCUAUUCCACACAAGUGCUGCUCCGGGACGUGUAUGAGUCGCCAUGCACCACAGCCCAGCGCCCCAAGGUCUUCAACAGCAGUCACCGGUUCACCCUGUGGGGGAGCAGCAGCGCCCCCCUCUGCCGUUACCUCAUCUCCAAGCUCUUCGACUUCUCAUCCUGCCCCUUCUCCCGAUGCUCCUUCAAUGGCAUCUUCCAGCCCCCUGUGGCCGGGGACUUUAUUGCCUUCUCUGCUUUCUUCUACACCUUGGACUUCCUGAGGACAGUGAUGGGGCUGCCCGUGGCCACCCUGCAGCAGCUGGAGCACUCCGUGGACACUCUGUGCAACAAGACCUGGGAUGAGCUGCAGGCUCAGGCGCCCGGGGCGGGGCCCCACCUGCCCAACCACUGCUCAGUGGCUAUGUUCGUGCAUUGGCUGCUGAGCCGGGGCUACGGCUUCGACGAGGAGGCCUUCAGCCGAGUGACCUUCCAGAAGAAGGCUGGGGACACGGCGGUCGGCUGGGCGCUUGGCUACAUGCUGAACCUGACCAACAUGAUCCCGGCCGACCCCCCUCCGGGGCUGCGCAAGGGCACCGACUUCAGCUCCUGGGUGGUCCUCCUCCUGCUCUUUGCCGCCCUGCUCCUGGCUGCCCUGGUCCUGCUGCUGCGCCAGGCACGUCCCGCCAAGUCCUCAAGUGCCAUCUAGGAACUGGCUGGGGGCAGCUGCCCAGAACCCAUACCCCCCAUCCCUCACUUCACCCCACAUUCACCAUCUCCUCCCCUAAUGCACCCAGAAACCAAGACAGUGCCUCUAGCACCCCCUUCCACAGGGGGCCAAAUCCAGCCCCAUUAGCCCCUCCCGCCUCUGCUCCGUGUCAAGGCCUCGUGCUCCGCCUACCGCGGGUGGGUAACAGACACCCCACAGCCCUCAGCCUGUGACCACGGGCGGGUGUCCAGGAAGUGGAGCCUUUAUUCUGGUCAUCAGGGCCCUCAGACACCCACCCCCACCAGGGUCUGUAUCAGGGGCAGGGUUCAGAUCCCAC